Molecule: messenger RNA, 610 nt
Organism: Phascolarctos cinereus (koala)
Lineage: Eukaryota; Metazoa; Chordata; Mammalia; Diprotodontia; Phascolarctidae
Source: RefSeq, a predicted model, not a curated record
CUGUCUGAGCUGUUUUCUCUGAAGAGUCAUAUAAGAAAUAGUUGCAUUGCUGGAGGAAAGACCAUGACAACUGGGAACCAAAGCCAAAGACUCAGUAUGAUAACUCUGACAGUGUUAGGACUCGUCUGCUUAGCUCUACUCCCCACCACAGAUUCAAAGUCUCUCUGCCCAGCACAAUUGCAUGUUUUGGAAUUGUUUUUAACUGGGAAUAAAGAGAACUUCAUUAAUGCAGUAAGGAAUUUUGCCUCAGAUAAUGAAACAAUAGACACUGCGAGGAAAUUCAAAAGCUGUGUGGACUCGACUCUGAAGCCUCAAGAUCAAAAUGUGACUUUUGGUUUUGUGGUAAGGAGUACCUCUCUGAAGAUGUAUGCUGAAAAACUUUAUAAGCCAAGCUGAUGGACCACCAUGCAAGACCUCUGUGCUCCUUAAACCAUGCUUGUUGACCAUCAUCCAGACUUGCUGACUUUCUUUCACUGAUCCCAGCUUGGGCUCCUGACCAGGCCAUCAUGAUUCUACUACUUUGUGCUGUAGGGAACCCUUUGCCUCUACCCUAAUCAGGUCAUUCCCAGGGACCAGAAUCUUAUGAUAUAUUAAAUUCCAUGCAAUUCAG